CCUGAUAGCCCUGCGCCUCAAGACCGGAGUACCUCCAGAGACAUGGGAGGUCCAUCCUCUCGGAAAAAGCGCAACACAAACGAGGGGGCCGUACAGGGCGCGACGGACGAGUCGCCAUGGCCCACAUAUUUUGGCCAGCUGUACAAGGUCUUCAAGGUUUUGAAUACUGUACUCGCUUUCUGCUCUUCUCGAAAGAGCUUGGCCGUGACAUUUCCCGUCAUCCGACAGUCCGCCGAACGUUUGCUGCAAAGACCGUUGGAUCUCGCGCAAGUCGCGGAACUAAAGGCACUUUUACCGCACUUGGUCAAAUUCGCGUAUAUACCGCGAGCACAGCUUCAGAUCCAUGAUCAGACACGGGCGACGGGUCCAGGCCGUGACAGGUCGCCCGACUAUUCUCGCUUCGGCUCCACGGAAACCUCAGUAGCCCCUGUGGUAGCAUCGACGGAUGAAGACGAGCAUGUACUCGUUUUGGACUUUGAAGAUAACUCUAGAGGGCAAAAAAUGAGUAACGGCAUGCUCGCGCCACCUCCUGCACUAACACCUGCAGCCACCAAGAAGCUCGUAGAGAAGCGGAACGAACGUUUUGAACAAGCUGUCCGGGAGUGCGUAAGUCCGUGACUUUUUAUCGAGUAGAUUCCCAAUACCUUCGCAUGGUCAGAUUAAUCGAGGCCACACCAGAGCAUGAGGACCCGGUAACGCUACUCCAAGCAGCUGCCCGCGAGUAUAUACCGAUUGACCCAAACAACCGGACAACGCUAGCAAGUAUCUCUUCCUCUCAAGGCCCCCGUGCAGUCCCAGAACCGGCACAUAGACCUACCAUCGAAUCUGUUCUGGAAGAAGUCCGCAAACAAGAAUGGUACGCGGGACAAAUUGCGUACGAUCGUACUGUUGAUGCCAAGAGCGGUCGGACAGCUACUCUAGACGAACCUCUAUCAGAGCCCCUUUCAUGGGGUCUACGGGAUGCGCGAAAAAUUUCCUCGUUCUACAUACAUCAAGUCGCUGCGAUUAAUGCAUUGGAUCAGGGGAAACACGUUAUCGUGUCUACCAGCACGGCCUCCGGGAAGAGUGUUAUCUAUCAGGUGCCGUUCUUGCGUUUCCUCGAACAGGAUCCCCAAUCAACAGCCAUUUUCAUAUAUCCCACUAAAGCACUUGCGCAGGACCAGAAACAGGCUCUGGAGCGGCUGCUUGCGUCUUGUUCCGGCAUGGAAGAUAUUAAAGUGGCUACAUAUGACGGGGAUACUCCGCAAGAGGAGCGGAGAGCAAUCCGCGAGACGGCCUCGGUCGUCUUUACCAAUUUCGAUAUGAUGCAUUUCUCAGUUCUUCCACACGAAGAAUUGUGGCGCCGGUUCCUGAAGCACCUAAAGCUUGUCGCCGUCGAUGAGCUGCACUACUAUAACGGGACAUUUGGAAGUCAUGUCGCGCAAGUUCUCAGACGGUUUAGACGUAUAUGUGCCGCCGUAGGCAAUCGACAUGCCCGUUUCGUGUCAUGCAGUGCGACAAUAACGAAUCCUGGUAGAUAUAUGUGUCAAAUGUUUGGCGUAGACAACGUCGAAGAGAUCACUGAGGAUGGCGCGCCCUCAGGACAGAAGGACUAUCUCGUGUGGGAUCCGCCGCUCAUCGAUCCUAUGAUCCCGGCCCUUGGACGACACAGCGCGCUGCAAGAAGCAAUCAGGCUGGCAAGAUUUCUGAUGGAAAGAGGCGUCCGCUUGAUAGUAUUUUGUACGAUCCGCAAAUCAUGCGAGAUGUUCUUUAAAGCCCUGCGAGCAGAGCUCACAGCGCAUGGUCGUUUCGAUAUUCUCAAGCGUGUGAUGGCUUAUCGUGGAGGCUAUACUGCGUCGGACCGCCGGCGCAUCGAGCAAGAGGCUUUCGAAGGCAAUUUACUUGGGAUUGUGGCUACCAAUGCGCUAGAGCUGGGAGUUGAUAUCGGUGUUCUGGAUGCUGUCAUGAUGUUUGGCUUCCCUCGUGGAGGGCUUGCAAGCUUUAGACAACAAGCUGGCAGAGCUGGUCGUCGAGCGCGAGAUGCUCUAGCGAUAUUCAUUGCUAGCGACUAUCCCAUCGACAGACAUUAUGUUGCUCAUCCAGAGGAGCUCUUCGACAAGCCUAUCAGCGAGCUUGUCAUCGAUGUCGAGAACGAAGUGUUCCUUGAGGCGCACCUACAAUGCGCCGGGCAGGAGAUGCCUUUGAGCGAGGAGGAUGGGAAGUACUUUGGACCUCUGAUGAAACAGAUCUGUGAGAGUCGGCUAGUCAAGGACGAGGAAGGCUGGUAUCACACGCAUCCGAAAUUCUUACCACAGCCUGCCAAACACAUCUCGCUUCGUGGCGGCAACGAAGAUGAAUACAGUGUUAUCGAUGUCACCAAGGUAGCUCAAGGUGGGACGGCCCGCAUUCUCGAGACCAUGGAGACAUCGAGGGCUCUCUUUGAGCUGUAUGAGGGCGCUGUGUUUAUUCACCAGGGAUUGACGUUCAUCAUUCAGGAAGUUAGCCAUGACUCUAAAAUGGCCAAGCUCAUACGCUCAGACGUCAAUUGGACUACUGAACCAAGGGACUUCACGAACAUUGAUGCCGCGCAGACACAUCGUAUACGUGAAAUUCGAGGUUCGCCGUACCGAGCGUACUACGGGAGAAUCGAUCUGUUCACCUUAGUUUUUGGCUACUUCAAGAUUCGAAACAAGACAAUCAUAGACGCAGUAGACGUCGAGACACCACCUUAUGAGCGAGAGUCUACGGGCGUGUGGAUCGAUGUCCCAAAGCUCACACUCGACAUGAUGCGCAUCCACAGUAUCCACCCCGCGGAGGCCAUUCACGCGGCUGAACACGCGUUCCUGAACCGUUUCGCCCUCGCGCCGGAUAUGGGUACAGAGUGCAAACCCGCGGAGAAGGAGUACAAAGCGACCCCUUCGCAACGGAAACGUCCCGCGAGGUUGAUCUUCUACGAGGUCGCUGGACGCAAGGGCGGAAGUGCGACAAAGGCUUUUGACCACGUAUCCUCUAUUCUCAUCGACGCGCAUGAUACGGUUGAAGCCUGCGAAUGCGAUGAGGGCUGUGCGGCUUGCGUCGUCAGCCCCGCGUGCAGGGAGAACAAUCUAGUCUCGUCAAAGCGCGGCGCCCUCAUUGUUCUCAAAGCGAUCCUCGGCCGUCCGAUCGACGAACACUUGCUCACAGGCCCAGGAAAUCCCGAGAUACAUGAGACAGUGGUGGCAGCCAAGCCCGUCCGCGCCACAGAGGGUGUUCAAGUCGAACAGGCAGACUGAUACAUAUUCUAUUAAUACCAAUAAUGAAGCAAAUAAAUCC
Phanerochaete carnosa HHB-10118-sp is the source of this 3291-nucleotide messenger RNA. RefSeq lists its product as uncharacterized. The record is from RefSeq and is a predicted model, not a curated record. Gene Ontology annotation, molecular function: ATP binding; nucleic acid binding. The transcript has 32 exons. NCBI's taxonomy places the organism in Eukaryota, Fungi, Basidiomycota, Agaricomycetes, Polyporales, Phanerochaetaceae. Bases 651 to 3251 code for a protein of 866 amino acids.